Folsomia candida is the source of this 722-nucleotide messenger RNA. RefSeq lists its product as uncharacterized. NCBI's taxonomy places the organism in Eukaryota, Metazoa, Arthropoda, Collembola, Entomobryomorpha, Isotomidae. The record is from RefSeq and is a predicted model, not a curated record. Bases 101 to 694 code for a protein of 197 amino acids. The transcript has 4 exons.
GUGAAGGAAAGUGUCACCUUGUCCUACAUAAAACCCAAAAUUCACUCACAAAUAUUCACCAGUCUUGCUCGACUCUCUUAGGAAACAAAGCUCAUCAAAAAUGGGUAGAAAUCUUAACACUCCAUUCAGUUUUACCAUCGUCCUAAUCGCUGCAUUUGCAACAAGUGGGUCAGUUCAUGCUGGCCAAAUAUUUCAAUGGGACAGCGGAAGACCGAUACUCUCCGAUGAGUAUGAACUUUACGGGUAUAACAGCGCUAAAUGUGUCACCCUUCACGGAGACAAUCUUGAGAACGAUGCCAUCAUCGAUAUUUGGGGUUGCCAGCAUAAAAUUAAUCAAAAAUGGACUUUUGGUUCGUUCGAUUGGGCUAAUUCCGCCAACACGGGAAGGUACGCUUUAGUGAAUCGCUUAUCUGGAAAAUGUCUCACCGCCGGGCCUCGAGGUGGUAGCACGGAUGAGGAUGAAUUUCAACAAAUUCACGUCUAUCAGUACGCCUGCUCGUCGGAGUAUAAUCCAUACCAAUUAUGGGAAAUGAAUCAAAGUUGGGACUAUCGGACGUAUUGGUUCAUCGAGAAUGUCGGGACGAAGAAAUGCCUCUCGGUUUCUAAAGGUCAAACUAAUGAGGGGGCUGCCAUGACUGUGUGGGCUUGUGACACCACAACCCCGAGCACGAACCAGUUGUAUUAUUUUUGGUAAUAAUCAUAAUUCGUUUUUUGUUAAAUUG